Mytilus trossulus (common blue mussel) is the source of this 2357-nucleotide messenger RNA. RefSeq lists its product as uncharacterized. The record is from RefSeq and is a predicted model, not a curated record. NCBI's taxonomy places the organism in Eukaryota, Metazoa, Mollusca, Bivalvia, Mytilida, Mytilidae. The coding region runs from base 214 to 1422 and encodes 402 amino acids. The transcript has 2 exons.
UUUGGGUAAACAUAGGACAAAGUGUUCUUCAAAGACUUCGAUUGUUUGUAAACUAAAUCGUCUUCGAUUUACUUAGUAAAUCACCCUUUAUUGUUGAAAGUAAAAGAUUGUAUGAAUAUAUGAGGCCGUGAGAUGAACACGAUUUGGAUAUAUAAGAUUAUCAAAAAAUGUCAUAAUGUAGAUAUAAAAUCGAUUGUUUCAAGAGGUAAUUAAAUGUACGUGGCAACCGUGAGGAAAUCCAAACCUGAAAGAUGUGAGCCAUUAAAUCGACAGAUGACGGUUCGGAUUCUUAGACACGAAUAUCUUCCGUCUCUUCAUCGACAGAAAACUGAAAAACUUCCACAAACACGUCUUCGAGAUGAAAUUAAUUUGACGCUUGAGACUGUCCUUAAAGAGGACAUAAAACCUUUGGAAUCAACAAAGAAACAGUUUCUAAUAUGCAUGAAUUCGCUUCAUGGGAAUUUGAAAACAAAUCCCUUCAAGUUGGAAAUGAAAGAAAGUCCAAUAUAUUGUGGUGAUAUUCCACCAUGGAAACCGCUAGAUCCGACAAUACCCUCGUAUUUAGUUCCCUUAAAAGUCGGCAAAAUGGAAGGGCGUCAACUUGAAGCCGGAUAUGCAGUGUUUCCGAUGCCAAAGGAGAAAACAGAACUAAGUGUAAAGGUUUAUAAUUUAGAACUUAGAUCAGAAGACCGACUUCAUCUUUGUCCUAGAAAAACGGUUAUGUCAGUUUAUAAGGUAUUCUCGUGGGCAAUACAGAAAUUAAAUCGACACUACACUUCAAUGACCUUUGAGACUUCCGGUACAGGAAGACAUAGUGCGAUGAUGGACCUCGAUUUAAAACUUGAAUUUAGAGACGAUGUGCCGCAUUUACUUCUGGUUUUACCAGAAGGUCAACUUGUCGAAAUUAUCCCUGCAAUAGCUGUGACAAAACGCGGCCCUUUUUACAUAACACGUCCAUUUGAAAAUGAUAUUAAUCCAAAAUCGGAUAUGAGAUGGAGGAUAAAUUACUCCAUGAACGAAGAAGCAAUAAUGCGCGCUAUUGCGACAGGAGAUAAACUUCAGAGAUUAAACGCUGCUAAGCUUCUGGCCUACAUUUGUCGGAAGGAAUGGCAAUUAAGAUAUAUCACAUCUUAUCAUAUUAAAACUGUUCUUCUGCACGAGUCAGACUUUGAAAUUGAUUCUACUCCGCGUUGGCAGCGAUUUUCAAUGGAUGAUUGUUUAAAAACUUUAAUACGACGUCUUCAAGAUUACGUAAGACGAAAAGAUCUUCCACACUUUUUCGAUGAAGAUAUUAACUUAUUUGAGCAUAUUCCUAACCGUGCAUUCACUUUUAUGAGAACUGCUUUAGACCGAUUACUUCGAGAGGACGAGGAACUAGCCAGAGUUGUUCAAAGAACACGACUUCCAAAAAUUGUAUAUUAAUCAUUUUUGUUUAACUAUUUAUUUAUUCGAUGAGGGUUUCGAUACUAAAUUAUUCAUUAUUGCUUCAAAUGUCAUUGAUGUUUAAUCGUUACUUUUCAAGCAAAGCAGCGCAGCAGAUAAAAUAUAUUCAUUAUUAGAUAUUCACAUGUGUAUAUCUGUUUGUCUUUAUUAAGUUUGAAAAACCCACACAAUUAACUAUCUUUUAAGACAAUUAUAUUUAUUUGAAAUUUCAAAUACACAAUAAUGCCAACUGGCGAAACUUUCUAUAAGGGAAGAACUUAUUAAGGAAAAACGUCUUGAAAUUGUUAUUUGCUAUAAUUGUUUUCUCUGCUAAACUUUUAUCUUUUUCUAAAUAUUUAUUCAUAUUUUUUAAAGAAAAGAAAACAAUGGCUUUAAGAAAUUGAAUGAGACAACGAGACGAAGGAAGUAUAAAUGUAUAUACAUAAACAAAGAAAGAAAUUCCUGCAAAAUUUAAGACAAAAUGAUAAUCAAGAAAAUACUGUUCCAAAUCUUUUUCUCUAGAUAUAGAGAUUUAAAUGCCUCCCGUUGUUGACUUCAAUUUUUGGAAAACUUUCUUAUAUAAAGUGUUUCUCGAAUGGUAGUUCCCCUGUGUGGAUGUGGAUAUUAAGUGAUAGUUUGACCUUAUAAAUGUGUUCUGGGUUUGUUAUUGUGUUGUAGAUGAUUGGUAUAAAGGUGAGUGAUUGAUGAUACAAUGUUAUUAAUUUUAUUAUACAAAAAUAAAAUAGUUUGUUUUUAGAAAAUCCUGUAUUUAUUUCAGCAUAACAUGACCCCAGCAAGUCUACAUGGGCAUGAUGAAAACCAGUGUUUAUUCAUGUACAUAAAGUCCUAAAAUGGAAAAACAAAUAUUGGAACUUUUACACAGCUCAAUAUUCGGUCUCCUUGUUUUGAACUGUAAAAUUUUUAAAUGCAGGCCA